This is a messenger RNA of Trypanosoma theileri, 2250 nucleotides long. RefSeq lists its product as uncharacterized. The coding region runs from base 1 to 2250 and encodes 749 amino acids. The record is from RefSeq and is a predicted model, not a curated record. NCBI's taxonomy places the organism in Eukaryota, Euglenozoa, Kinetoplastea, Trypanosomatida, Trypanosomatidae. The transcript has a single exon.
AUGUUUUCUGGUAGCAAGAAAGGACCGGCAUUCAAGCCCCAGUUGCGGGUAUGUUAUCUCUGUGGGCAGCAGUUUGGUAGUGCAUCUAUUGGUAUCCACAUACCACAAUGCUAUAACAAAAAGGUUUCUCAAUGGGAGAUUGCUGAUCCAGCAACGCGCGGAAAUAAACCAAAGCAUCCCGACACCGUUAACUGGAAAGGGGAUGGGACAGUCAGUAACAGUAAAUUAAACGAUGAACAGUUUCGUGAGUUUACCGAAAAUUUGGUUCCAUGUCGUGGGUGUGGACGAAAAUUUCUUCCUGAUCGUCUUGUUGUUCACUUGCGUAGCUGUAAAGGCGAUUCUGGUCGAGUGGCACCUCGGGCUAGUACUAGUAAUGGUGAUUUCAGUGGUGGUAGAAUUGGUGGGAAUACAAAUGAGGGUAGAUUUAACGGGAGUACCUUUUCUAGUAAAACUUCCACGCAGCGAACGCCGCGGUCACCAAGAAAAAGUACAAAUGGUUCUUCCACAAGGACACCAGGAUAUAAGCCACAAUUACCUAUUUGUUAUCUCUGUGGACAACAAUUUGGAAGUAGUUCCAUAGCGAUUCAUAUACCACAGUGUUAUGCAAAGAAACUAGCCCAAUGGGAAGUGGCGGAUGUACUCACACGCGGUAAACCACCAAAGCAUCCAGAUACAGUUAACUGGAGAGGUGAAGGAACAACUACAGAAGAAUAUAAUGAUGUACAAUUUGCCGAGUUUGUAAGUAAUUUGGAACCUUGUCCUAACUGUGGGAGGAAAUUUCUCGCAGAUCGUCUUGUUGUGCACCUUCGCUCCUGUAAACCUGGAUCUACAGCAAAACCACCCCCACAUCCUUCCCAAACCGGGGAAACCCAACCUUCUUCCAGACGACUUGGUACAGGAACAUCAGUGGUACGAGCUGCAAGUACUGAGAAUACAGAGCUGACGGCAACUAAAAAUGGUGAUCCAGAAAGAACGGUUGCCGCAGGAAAUUCACGAAGAGUUGAUCCAAAAGUAAGACGUUUACCAAAGGAUGGGAAAGUAGUUCCAGAGGGGCGUACAUGCUCACGAUGUGGUAGUGUAGAGUAUGACGCUUCUGCUAAAUAUUGUAGAGAGUGUGGUGCCAACCUCAUUUCAAAGAAUCUUCCUUCCCCGUGUACAAAGUGUGGGGAACAGAUUCCAGAAGGUUCAAGAUUCUGCGGUACAUGUGGUGUACCCAUAAACGGUGCAGCGGCUGAUGAACGCACAGCAGGAGCGGAAAAUGUUAAUGCUCCCACUAUUCGUGUAGUAGUGUGUCCAGCAUGUAAAGCCAUUUGUGAUGCUGAUGGAAAUUUCUGCGAUAAUUGUGGAGCAGCACUUGGAGAUGUUGAACCUUCUCUCUCCUCAGAAGUGACCAUAAAAGAAGUUAUGUACUGUAAAAAUUGUUGUGAAUUUAUUGAAGAGCUUACGGCGAAUUUCUGUGAAGAAUGUGGAGGACCUUUAGAGAAAAUGAAUCAGAAUGCUAUACCUGGUGAACCACCAAAUAAACCGUCUACCUUACCACCAUGUGAAGUAAAAGCCCACACCGUUCCUCAAAUGAAGCCAACAACUCCAAAAAAAAUAUCUCUAGUAAGUAGUCUGCCAUCACCUACUAAGGGAUCAUGGGAUAAAGAGAGCAAAAGUGUUAGUGAUAAUAAUAGUAAUAAUAAUAAAAAAAAAUCUUCUAGUUCAUUGGAAAAAGGAAAUGAAAAAUCUUCAACUAGUAAGAUUCCCUCACCACCCAAGUAUACUGCACCGAAAAAUAAUGAGGAGGACUAUGAGGAGGAUGUUUUUGUUGAUGUUGCUCGUGUGGAGUGCAGUAAUUGUGGCAGAAAGUUUGUUAUGGAAGCCUUAGAACGACAUGAACGUGUUUGUACCUCACAAAAGAAGCGAAAAGUCUUUAAUGUGCGUGCUAUGCGCCUUACUGGCACGGAUGCAGAAAAAAUUCAAAGAUCAAGUAGUCUCACUCACUCACCAAAGUGUAUCCCAAAAAAGAACUGGAGAGCAGAAAGUGAGGCAUUUAGGCGCGCAAUGCGUGAGGCGCGUAUGGUUGAUAAAGUACUAAAGUCUGGUGGAGAUGCCAGAGACCUUCCACCUCCAACGUACAGUGAAAAUAGUCAUUAUAUACCUUGCCCACAUUGUGGUAGAAAAUUUGCCCCGGAUGUGGCAGAACGACACAUUCCUCGAUGCGCAACCACAGUAAACAAACCCAAACCACCUCCAAGGAGAAGAUGA